Molecule: messenger RNA, 1678 nt
Organism: Coffea arabica (coffee)
Lineage: Eukaryota; Viridiplantae; Streptophyta; Magnoliopsida; Gentianales; Rubiaceae
Source: RefSeq, a predicted model, not a curated record
UUUGCUUUCUUUCUUUCAGCUGGUUCCAUCCAAGGACCCAUCAGCGUAUGAAACCAAAUCUUUCCUAGGCCCGCCAAACCCAACCCAACUGGGGGUCAUUCAAUUUGCGGGAAGAUUCAGAUUUUGUACUCCGACGUAUUCUUCUUCUCUUUUUUGGGCUCCCCUUUUGUCCUUGUUAUCAAUCAAUCCAAUAAUAAUAAUCAAAAGAACCGACAAAAUCUUCUCCUAGAAUGUUGCAUUAGUUCAUUCAUUCAACAAACUCAAGGAUAUUCACAUCACACUUUGGCAACCAGUUAUGACGACUGAUACGACCGCACCGAGUUAUUGGCUGAACUGGAGGUUCUUGCUGUGUGCAAUAUGGAUAUUAGCAGCUAUGGUAGGUGCAGCAAUUUUAAUAUGGAGGUUUGAAGGUUUUACUAAGUCAAAAGGCAAGCAAAGAGACUUUCAGAAGAAAAAGGUUGGAGUUUUGUACAAAGAUGAAGCUUGGAGGACCUCUUCCAAAAGAAUACAUCCUGCUUGGUUGCUGGCAUACAGAGUCAUUGCCUUCAGCAUGCUAUUAGGAAUUCUCAUUGGAGAUGUUGUUCUCCAUGGUGCCCGCAUAUUUUACUUUUACACCCAGUGGACAUUUACUACGGUUAUCAUAUACUUUGGGGCAGCAUCUUACUUCUCGCUACAUGGAUGUCUCCAUUGUCACAAUGAAAUUUCCGGAGCUGAUUUUGUUCAUUCAGAUGCAGAGAAAGGAACUUACGUGGCCCCUUCACUUGGAGAGGAUAGAAAUGCACACUGCAGUCCAAGAAACUCCAAUUCACAUGGAGAGCCUUGUGCUCGUAAAACUGCUGGUGCAGGGGGUUAUGCCUUCCAAAUACUUUUCCAGACCUGUGCAGGUGCUGUGGUGCUGACUGACAUCGUUUUCUGGCUCAUACUCUUCCCAAAAGCGCACAGACUAAAUUUUGUAAAGAUGUGCUUUUGCCCACUGCAGUUUAAAGUUUGUAUGCAUUCUGUCAAUGCUGUUGCCCUCUUUGGUGAUGUGACUUUGAAUGGCCUGCGUUUCCCUUCCUUCCGAGUGGCAUAUUUUAUUUUGUGGACAUCGAUGUUUGUCAUUUUCCAGUGGAUUAUCCAUGCCUUUGUUUCUAUGCAGUGGCCAUAUCCUUUUCUGGAUUUGUCUUCCCCGUAUGCUCCCGCCUGGUAUUUGGGCGUUGGACUGCUUACAGUCCCAUGUUUUGGCAUCGUUGCUCUUGUAAUCAGGAUCAAGAAAUCUCUUGUCUGUCCCAGAAUAACACUGGAACGUGAGGUGGGAUAGGAUCGAAUCUUUCUUUCCAGCAAACAGGUCUCUCAGUCAUUCUUUUAACAGGAUAUCCACUUCUUACAAGGAAGCUUGUGGAUAUAUUUACCCAAUUUUUUUAUGGGAAAUCGUCUCCCGUUUAGUUUUGUCAGAUCGGACAUUAUUAAUUGCCGAGUUGAGAAAUAAGCAAAUGUAAACUUUGUAAACGCUAUAUACUUUCAAAGUUCAUUUGUGUUUUAAACCUUCCACUUGUGUAACCGGUCGCUUUCCAUUAAAGCAACGACGACCGGUCAUGGAAUGGGAUGAUGCUCAGAUGGAUUUUCACCUAACUUUUUAAGGUGGAAAUUAGUAUUAAAAAAUCCAAAUAUGUUAAAUGGGAAAAUGAACAAUUCAGCC